Messenger RNA from Cydia strobilella, 3502 nucleotides. RefSeq names its product hornerin-like. Lineage: Eukaryota; Metazoa; Arthropoda; Insecta; Lepidoptera; Tortricidae. Bases 123 to 1475 code for a protein of 450 amino acids. The transcript is spliced from 2 exons. The record is from RefSeq and is a predicted model, not a curated record.
AAACAAGUCAGUGAUUAUAACAAACUCGGGCGGGUUGCUGGACGCUCGCGCGCAUAAUAUUUAUUUACUUUUAAUUGUAACAGUACUUACUUUUUAAUUGGGUCAAUUUAUUAGCGGUCAUCAUGGCCAACAGAAUAAUUCUGUUGUGCCUAGUGCUCUCUAUAUCGUUCGCGUGUUAUUUUGAGAGUGUCGCGGGCUCGCCCAGAGGAGGAGGAUACAGCAGAGGAGGCGGCAGCAGAGGAGGAGGCUCUUCUAGUUGGGGGAGAGGAGGGUCGUCUUCAAGUUCCGGUAACAGUUGGUCGUCAUGGAACUCCAAACCGAGUUAUCCAUCGUCUGGUGGACUCUCCGGCUAUGGAUCUGGGUCCAAACCCAGCUACCCGUCUUCGUCAGGAGGACUGUCUGGAUAUGGAAGUGGACAAAAGCCGAGCUACCCAUCGUCGUCAACGGGCUUGUCAGGCUCAGGAUCUGGAAGCUCUUCGUCUUCGGGUUCUAGUUGGUCUUGGUUGGGAUCCUCAUCAAGCUCUAAUAAUAAUAAAUAUGGAACUCAUUCCUACCCUAGCUCAAACGGAGGGUUAUCUGGAGGUUCCCGCACCUCUUACGAAGUCUCUUCCCUUCCGGCUGGAGUAAUAUACGCGAACUCGCAUUACGGAAACAAAGAAACUAACAACAAGUACGGGAAUAACUACGCUACACCUCAUAAUACUGGAACUCAUGUUGUGAAUAAUCACAUCACUAAUAAUUAUCAUACUCCCAAUGUAUAUCAUACUUCUCAUCCCUAUUACUCAUCACCGCAGUAUGUGUAUGUGACUGAAUAUAGAAAUUCCGGCAGCCGCUACGGAGACAUUUUGACGGGUUUAGCGUUGUACAACCUGGGGCGCUCCCACAGCCAUUAUCACGAUGACCAUUAUUACCAUGACGACUAUUAUAGACGCCGUUACAACUCAGACUCAAUCAUGAAUAGUAAUUAUUCCCCUCAGAACGCGGCUGUCUGCACUAUGAAAAUCACGGAAAACGGAAGAGUUGAGACAUUGAAAAUACCUUGCGAAAUCGUCUCGACAUUCACUAAUGAGGGUGAGCUGGUUAAAAUUCCUCAGAGUCAAGUUAAUUCUACAACGUGUGUGACGAACUCUACUAUGGUGAACAACACUGCACCUGUGAAUACGACCUCUGUAAAUGCAACCGUGUCAUCUAAUGUGACAAUGAUCAACUUUACGACUUGCACAUUAACUGUCAACGCGACGGAUCCCCUUAAAGUGAAGGGACCUCCUAUAAACCCAUCGAACAUGGAAUGCGAAGUGGAGGUCAGAACUAGGGAUCUCCUUACUAGUAAUAGUGUGGACUGUAACACCUUGCUGCGUUACUCAAAAAUGCCUGAGCCCGAUAAGUCUGAAAAUACGAUAUUACCGGCAAGACAGAAAUUGAAACAGAUUCUACAUAAUCCACCGUGGUGGAUGUCACUGUUCAUUGCUGUGUAAUUUAGGUACUACGUUUACGAGUAUGUAUUAAUCUAUAAAUUAUAUAUACCUACAGAUGUCAAUCACAAUAAAAAAAUCAACAAUGAUCAUCAAACUCUGGUCAACGUGGGAGUCGAAUCCACAUCCUUGGAUUGCCGGUCCAAUGCGUUACCAAUUGCGCCAGCUGACCAUCCGUCAAUCAACGCGAAUUUAGUCUUUGCCUUUGUGACGUCGUCACUAGCGACAUCUGCAUAUUAAGGUUAAGGUUAACAACCUGUAUAUACAAUUUAUAGAUUGUAAUAAAGUGGUACAUCCCACAAUAAAAAAGGAAAAAAUAUAUUAACAUUUAAGGCCAUUCCAUCGGUUUGCCACUAUCACUGUCACAUUUCGCAAAAAAGAACGGUAAAGACCAUGCGCGCCAAGUGUCAAUUUUGAUCGUAUUUUGUCGAUUUUUAUUUAUUUUAAAAACGUUGCCUUACAAUAUAAAAAAAUCGAAAGCGGUAAAAUUACUAUUUAAGUUAAGAUUGUUUUUUCUUCUUUUUUUGUUUUUUGUGUCACAAAAUAAAUAACCGAUUACUCGGUUACUGGAUUAAUUAAAGUCCUAGUUAGAGGUUACUUUGGAAAUUAAUUGUAUCGAGCGAUGUGUCAUAAUUCGUGUAUCGGAAGCUUAUAAAUUAAAGAUAAUAUAAUCAAGAACUACAUAUAUUUUAUCCACGUCUACGAAUAUCAAUGUCUCUUAGAAAAAUAUGAUCAUAUAAGGAGAUUUUUCGCCUUCUGGCUCAGGGAACCGCCUUAAAGAUGUAUAAUGUUUUGAGUAAAAUUUGUACUUGCCAUGUGCGUCAUUAUAAUAACCUUAUAAACCACGUUGUUUAUAAGGUUGUUUAUGUUGGUUGCGUAAAUAAGCUUAAGAUACCAAGAAACUGUUAUCUUAUCUACGCAAUGAGUUGAAAGGUUAACUGAUACGUUAAGUUCAUAAUAAAAACCUUAUUUUUUAUUAAAUUUAUUAUUUUAUAAAAAUGCUAUUAAUUACCUACCUUAACUGAGUGUUAAUCUUUUCGAAAUGUAACAAUUAUGUCGAGAUACUUGGUUUUAUAACCGUUAUACUCUCGGGAUAGGUACCUAGUACCGUUAAGUGUGCCUACUUUGCUCCAGAAUUUGCUUCAAAAUUUGAAUUUUAUUCACUCCUAUCAUGCUUUAGCACUAAAAUGAGGUUAUGAUAUAUGACAUUUUCAUCCAAAAGGUACCACAUUGUCGCUUGUCAAUAAGGUUGAUUUCAUAUUGAAGCUGUAUGGAAAUAGCGCCUUAUUGACAACCGACAAUAAGUACUCUUUUGAUUGAAAAUGGCACAUAUCAUUUUAAUGUAUAAAAACCGGCCAAGUACGAGUCGGACUCGCGCACCGAGGCAGGGUUCCGUACUUUUAGUAUUUGUUGUUAUAGCGGCAGACAGACAGACGGACAGCGGAGUCUUAGUAAUAGUCCCGUUUUUACCCUUUGGGUACGGAACCAUAAAAUCUGGUGGAGCACAAUUUUUUUAUCCUCUGAGGAGCAAAUAUUUGCACAUUUUACGGUUACAAAAAUGUUACAGGAUAUGUUUUGGGUACUUCAUGUUAAACUAAUUAAACUAGAUUUUUUAUUUAAAAUUAAUUAAUAUUUUUUUUAUAUAUAUUUUUGUCUGUAAUAAUUACGUGUCUAACUAUAAAAUGCAAACAGUUCUAAAAAAUCAUCAACAUCCCUAUCCCUAUUCCUUGGUCCAUUGCGUUGCUGUCAUUGCUGCAUUGCGGUCACAAUAAGAAAGUUCCAUUCGUAAUCUUAUGAAGGAGAUUGACAGUGACAUCGGCCGUGUUGACGCUGCGGCUGUAACGUUGCAACAGUAAAGCUCUUGCAGUCGCCAUGCGAAUAUUACUUUUAUAAAUACACAAUCAUUACUAAUAUUAUAAAUGCGAAUGUGUGUCUGUCUGUUACCUCUUCACGCUUAAACCGCUGAACCGAUUUAGUUGAAAUUUGGCAUAGAGAUAGUUCCGAGUCCCGGGAAAGGACAUGAGGUAGUU